AGAACAGUGGCGCUCAUGUGUGGCGCCGUGACGAUCAUACUGUGACAAGAACCAAAGGUCGAGUACUAGCGAGAGAAGGUGUUUGUCAGAGCACCUAAGCUGUACCAAUGUCGAUGUCCUUUCGCGCGCCGCCGGGACAGAAGAACGGGAACCCGGCGUUGUUGCACUUGGAUCGCGUUCUCUUUCUGGAUGUGGAUGGCGUACUGCAUCCAGCCUAUCAUUUGUAAAAACGUCCCCACCCCAGAGUCAAGAUGAGGAUUUCGCAACACAAACCUGAAAGUUUUGGGAGCCACGCAUGACAAGUUGCAGGCUGUAGUGUAAUGCAGUUUGGCAAGGGAAGCCGCAUAACAAAUCCAUCUCCUUAUCCUGUUCACAGCAUUACAAGUUCCAAAACACGAUGGGAAAUGCCUCUCAUGGCGAUGCGCAUUACAAAUGCUCUUGUGCUUGCAGAUCUGCAUCACAACUCUGGGGUGGGGAUUUUUUUGCACAGGAUACAGCCUACGUGCAGUUCGCGCGGCAGCAGUUUCGGCCGCAGAACAUGCGGCUGCUGCGGGGAAUGGUAACUGACUUCUUAUCCAACUACAACUUUCAGUCUGGUGAGCAAUUGUAAAAAUACCUUUCUUGUUCGGUUGCCUCCGCCUGCCGGGAAACAAUCCAGAGCUGCUUCUUCGGUUGCAGCUGUCGGUGUUACUCAUGCGUAGGGGACCUGAGCAUGACAAAGACAAACUGCGUUUCUAUCUCAGGUUGAAGCCGGGAAGUUGACCAUCGUGCUCAGCUCUAGCUGGCGGCUAAACAUGGACGCGAAGAACCACUUACGCAAAGUGUUCGAGUACUACCGCGUACCCUUUUGGGUGUCUCAGACCCCGAGCAUUGGCAUGUACGCCCGAGCGCGGGAAAUUCUCACCUGGGUCAGCAAGUACCAGCCAAAAGCCUGGGUGGCUGUGGAUGACUGGGCGCUAUUGAUGGAGAGCCGGACCUUGCAGGGUAUGUGAAUGUGAAUGUGUUAUACAACUUUUCGUAAUAAAAGUAAAGGAGGGAGUUGUUACUUAUCCUCGUCCUCGUUCAACACCAGCGUUUGGUGCAGUAGCAUUUUACUACCCUUUUCCAGGUCACUUCCUGCAAACGAAUCCCAAGACGGGUAUUACACCGGCCAACGUGGAGACGAUUUUGCGUUUGUUCGAGGCGCAGGCGGCGGCGGCCGUGCCCUCGCCGGUGCCAGAACACCCGCCACGGAAAUUCUUGCGCGACUUAGACGGUAUUCCUGAAAUCGGCGGGGAAGGUGACUCUGCAGCCGGAGAUCAUGGAACGCAGCAGCGGAAAAGCCGAGGUACUAGGGGCUUUUUUGAAAUGUACCAAGGGAUGGUAGUAACAUGCGAGAUGAAGAAUUGCACGAGUUGUAACGACGUUUCUCUAAGUUGACACGCUCGUGCCUUCUUGAAUGUAGUUCAGUGUCAAUGAAAGCAAUUUAUUCCACAGCGACUAUCGAGCGAGAGCACAACGACUGGUUGAAUAUGACACUGGAAGAUGCAGCUGUGACUGGCACUGGACUUUAUGGCAGACGGUCCACCACUCCGAACGGCCCUGCCAGUGCACGAACCAUUUCCGCCCCCCACGCAAACAGCAGCACCGGCGCUCCACCAGGCUCCAUAACCGGAGAGCAAAUCUCACCUGCCGGUGCUCAGUCGCACUUACUAACGCCGAACACGCUUGGGGAGAAGGAAAGACAAGCACAGCAGCAACAGCAACCUGGUUUUCCCCAGAAUUUGAUGAAGAGCGCGGAAAAAAUGAAGAAAACCGACGAAGAGCGUCUGCCGAGCCGGCUGCGGGCGCGAGGGACGUCGAGUCACAACGACGCAGGCGAGUCACAACAGAAUCCGCAACAGCUAAACGAGCAGUCUUCGAUGCUUCUUGCGCACGCGGACGAUAACGCCACCAGUUCCUCCUCCUCUCGUGGUGGCUCGAAGCAGUCCACUGGACCAGAAUCAAAGCCGCUGCGAAAAGAGGAUCUGACGAUAAAAUCCGUGAAAAGGCACGAGGAACCAAAGGACUGGCCAAGCAGACAGCCGCAGAUGGUCCUCUUGCAAGACGAACACGGAAAAGUGUCGUUCGCGAAAAAUCCGAAACUCACUUCCUCAAACAGUGCGACCGCGAGCUCGCGGGCCAACUUGCAGGGGGCGAACAGUGCACCUGCUGCGAAAGGUGGUGGCAGAGGACAUCAUGCAAUGAACCACAGUCAACUGCACGGUGGAAGUAGUAGUGCCACUUCUGGUUCUGCAACAGCAGCAGCGCAGGCGACCCAUAAGCCGAACCCGUACGAGGAAGACAUUUCCGAGCCCAUCAGUUUCCCUCCCAACAAGUCGUGGUACGUGACGCGCAAUUACAACUCGACGCGGCAGUUGUCAACCGCGAGUUCUAUCGACAACAAAAACUUGCCCCCAGCGGCGAGACUUUCCAAUCUCGUGCAGCAAGAAACUCGGCUGAAGCGACAAUCAAAUUCGCAAUUGAUCGCCCGCCGGGGCAGCGGCAUCGGCAGCGGGCCGGGAGGCGGGAUGAAACAUUCGGUGCGGGCGGCGUCGGCGUCCAACUACCCCGAAAGAAUGAAGAAAAUCGCAGCGGGGAUCGGACUUUUUGCUGCCAGGUAUAACAAGGGAGAAGAGUUGUGGACGAAAAUAUUAAUUGAAAAGCAUUUGUGUCUGGUGGUUUGACUUGCGGAGUUCUUGAUAGAUACUUCCAUCAUUUACGAUUGAGAAACGACAAGCGCAAAAUGAAUCAAUACCACAGAGAACUCGUCUCUACCAGUUCGAUACCGCAGCGGCCGAGAUCUACGGGUAGGUGACACCGAAUGUGGCUUCGGCAGCGGAAGAAAAGUGUAUGAUGCAAGGAAAGAAGAACAGAACCAGAAUUUACAGAACUGAAGUCAAAUAAGUACCUAAACCUAAACCGAACCGAUUGAAUUUACUGUAAGAUGAUGCAAAAGUGAAGAUGCAAAAUAUGGUAGCACGACGUGGAAGCCUAGCAGCCACGUCUUUGUAUGCGGUACGCGAUUCUGCAGAAAGAUAUCAUUUUUUCACUUUUUUAAAGAAGCUAUGGAAAGUACUUUAUGUACGUGAAGAAAAA
This is a messenger RNA of Amoebophrya sp. A120, 3117 nucleotides long. Lineage: Eukaryota; Dinophyceae; Syndiniales; Amoebophryaceae. The record is from the annotation of a GenBank genome assembly.